AUGAUCCUCUUCCUCCUCCUGAAUGUCUGCCUGACCGUCCCCCUCCUCGCGGCAAUCAUGUCCAUCAACUCAUCAUUCGCAAGCACCUUUUCCCCCCUAGCUCAUCCAUCCAGCAGGCAGCGAGCCAGCCCUCUUUCCGCCUAUGACGCUCAGACAUCCAUAUGCCACGUCAUCCACCUCUACUUCCGCCCCGAUACUGCUCCAUCCGAGUGCACCCUCUCUGCUGCCGCUCCUCCCCCAGCCACACUACACCCUGCAGCCAUUUUCCGUUUCUCCGUUCCCUCGCCAGCAUCUGUUGCUCUCCAUUCCCUUAGCUUCCAAUUCCCUUCCGAGGCCGCCGUCCGUAGUCUCCCCGUAGUCUACUCUCAGGCUUCAAAAAUGGCGGCCCUCGCUACCAAGCUUGCGCUCACAAGCUCCCCAUGCCUCUCAUCAGUGUCCCUCCAACGGGGAUCCGCCCUCCCCGUCGUGUCGGUCGCGCCUGUCAGGAAGACCCGCGCUGCUGCCGGUCGCGUCGUGGCCUCCGCCGCGACCACCGAUAUCGAGGAGCUCGUGUCGCAGAUUAAGAACCUCACGCUUAUCCAGGCCAGGACUCUCACUGACAGGCUGCAGGAGGAGCUCGGCGUGUCUGCCGCUGCCAUGAUGCCUGUCGCCGGCAUUGCCGCUCCCGCCGCCGGCGAGGCCGCUGCCGUGGUUGAGGAGCAGACUGAGUUCGAUCUGCUUCUGGAGGAGGUCCCGGCUUCGUCGCGUAUCGCCGUGAUCAAGGUCGUGCGCGCGAUCACCGGCCUUGGCUUGAAGGAGGCCAAGGACAUGAUUGAGGGUCUUCCUAAGAAGGUUAAGGAGGCUGUUGCUAAGGAGGAUGCGGAGGAUGCCAAGAAGCAACUGGAGGGUGCCGGUGCCAAGUGCAGCAUCAAGUAA
Messenger RNA from Closterium sp. Yama58-4, 915 nucleotides. NCBI's taxonomy places the organism in Eukaryota, Viridiplantae, Streptophyta, Zygnematophyceae, Desmidiales, Closteriaceae. The record is from the annotation of a GenBank genome assembly.